GAGUCCUUCCGGCCUUCCUUGCCGGUGCGCCCGCAGCCCGACGUCGCCCACGGAACCCUCUUCCGCCCCGACGCCCCCGCGUACCGUGAGGAGUGCGAGUGCGUCCAUCCCUCCUUCUGCGCCGCCCACGACGUCGUCCCUCGGAUCAACGACCCGCGGGACAUCAGCAACCUUCUCGACGCCCGCUCGCUCCACGCGGACAUCCUCUCCAACGCCACCGACGCCGAGGAGGACGUGACGACGACCGCAAACCCCGGAGAAGAGGAGGCCGAGGAAUCGCGCGCGAGAAGAGACACGCUUGACCAUCUGGCGCCGCUUGAUAACUCUACUGACCAUCCUCAAGGGCGCGCCCUCGGGUUCGCCCCGGGCCUCGCAGGCUGCGACAAUGGCAACGUGUGCUGCCGCAACCCGCGGUUCAAUCGCCCGGCGCCUCAGCGCUCGUCCUGCGGCCUGCGGAAUGCCGCGGGUAUCACAGGCCGAGUCAAGAACCCCGAGUACGUCAGGGGAGACACGGAGUUCGGCGAAUACCCGUGGCACGUCGCCAUCAUGAAGAUCAGCGACGAUUACGUAUGUGGAGGAGCCCUCAUCGACGACGUCCAUGUGCUGACUGCCGCGCACUGCAUCAGCGGUCUGCUUCCCCAAGAGAUGAAGAUCCGCCUCGGGGACUGGGACGUGUUCGGCCCCACGGAGUUCUACAGCCACAUCGAAGUCGGCGCCGAGUCCGUGGUCAUUCACCCCGACUACUACGCCGGGAAUCUCGAGAACGACUUGGCGGUCGUCCGGAUGCGUCAAUACGUUGAUUUCGCAGCAAACCCCCACAUCUCGCCCGUGUGUCUGCCACACACCCACACCAACUUCGAGGGCCAUCGCUGUUACUCCACCGGCUGGGGCAAGAACGCCUUUGGAAAAGACGGAAAGUACCAGAGCAUCUUGAAGGAGGUGGACCUGCCAGUGGUGAACCGCUACCAGUGCCAGGAGGCCCUGAGGCACACGCGCCUUGGCCCUAAUUUCUUCCUGCGAGAUGGCAUGAUGUGUGCCGGAGGCGAGCAAGGAAAGGACACGUGCAAGGGUGACGGCGGAGGCCCUCUGGUGUGCGAGGGAAGGGACGGCGCCUUCCAGCUGGCCGGCCUCGUGUCUUGGGGUAUCGGCUGCGGCCACCCGGGCGUCCCUGGGGUGUACGUCGACGUCCCUUUCUACCUCGACUGGAUUCAUCGCAUCACGAACGCGCCCUAGAACCUCUGCGCAUGCGUGGAUGCACAGAGGAAAGCGCUCUGAUAACCCACUUAAUGUUAUUAUCAUUAUUUUAUCAUUAUUAAUAGUAUCAUAAUAAUCAUUAUUACUAGUAUCAUUAUAAUCAUUAUUACUAGUAUCAUUAUUACUAUCAUUAGUUUAGUUUGUAUUGGAUAUCGCUUCACCGUGAUGAAGAAAAAUGUAAGCAUACAUUAUGCACAGUUUUUUCGUCGUUUUAUUGUGUCAGGAAUAUAAUAAAGCUGUGAUGUCCUA
Molecule: messenger RNA, 1503 nt
Organism: Penaeus vannamei (Pacific white shrimp)
Lineage: Eukaryota; Metazoa; Arthropoda; Malacostraca; Decapoda; Penaeidae
Source: RefSeq, a predicted model, not a curated record